AUGGGCAAUUUAAACAAACUAACAGAGUUGUAUCUUGGAUCGGCCAAGCUCAGUGGGAACUUUCCUCACGUGCUACUCAACUUGAGCUCCCUCACCUUGAUCGAGCUUCAAUUUAACCAGUUCGAAGGUAUCCUCCCAUCUAACAUGAGUAACCUCUCCAAGCUGGAGAGUUUUGAAAUUGUUGGAAAUUCGUUUUCUGGAACCAUUCCCUCUUCACUCGGAAAUCUUUCUUAUCUCGCUCAUGUUUUCCUUAAUGAUAAUUCAUUUUCUGGAACCAUUCCUUCUUCUCUCUUCAUGAUCCCUUCUUUGAUUGGUCUUGACCUGGCAAGAAACUACUUCAGCGGUCUUCUUGAGAUUGGGAAUAUCUCUUCACUAUCUAAACUUCAAUACUUAUUCCUUGGAGAAAACAAUUUCAAUGGGCCAAUCCCCAGAUUUAUAUCGAAACUAGUUAAUCUCCAGCGUCUUAGCCUCUCUUUUUGGAACACAGGGAGUGGCAUGGUUGAUUUCAGCAUCUUCUUACAUCCCAAGUCACUUUGGUCACUUGACCUCUCCUAUCUGAAUACAAGAAGCAUGGUUGAUUUGAGUUGUUUCUCACAUCUCAUGUUACUUGAGCUGGAUCUUUCAGGGGAUGAUUUAAAGAUCAGUUCAACUCUCCAUUUUCCCUCACCCAUGUACACCUUGAUUUUAUCAUCCUGCAAUAUUUAUGAGUUUCCCAAGUUUCUACAAAACCAAACCAGUUUGGAUUAUUUAGACAUCUCUGCCAAUCAAAUUGAAGGCCAAGUACCGGACUGGUUAUGGAGACUGCCAAAGUUGCGGCAUGUAAACAUUGCUCAGAAUUCCUUCAGUGGUUUUGAAGGAUCGGCUGAAGUUAUUCAAAGAAGUGGAAAUCUAACUAAGUUACCAAACUUUAUCGAGGACUUUCUAGGCUCCGACAAUCGGUUUUCGGGAGAGAUCCUAGGACAAUAUGUGAAUUGCCUCGCUGGUGUUUUUCCAGAGGAAUCUAUCAGUGUUAACUUGAGAUCACUUGAUGUUGGUAGCAAUUGGCUAUCAGGACAACUUCCCAAGUCUCUGAUCAAUUGCACUGACCUCGAGUUUCUGAACGUGGAAGAUAACAGAAUCAGUGACAAAUUUCCAUUUUGGUUGAGAUCGUUGCCCAAUCUACAGAUUCUUGUCCUUCGUUCUAACAAGUUCUAUGGGCCAAUAUCUUCUCCUGGAGAUUCUUUGAGUGUCCCUACGCUGCGAAUCUUUGACAUUUCAGAAAAUGGCUUCAAUGGAGUCUUGCCAUCGGAUUACUUUGUUGGUUGGAGUGCAAUGUCAUCGGUCGUAGACAUUUAUGAUAAUACGCCUGGGAUUGGGGUUGUAGGAGGUGGCCGAAAACGCUAUCAUAACUCAGUGGUUCUGACGAACAAAGGAUUAACGAUGGAGCUGGUUGGGAGUGGUUUCACAAUCUACAGAACCAUCGACGUCUCGGGAAACAGAUUCGAAGGAGACAUCCCUGAAUCCAUUGGUCUUCUCAAGGAACUGAUUGUGCUCAACAUGUCAAACAACGCUUUCACAGGCCAUAUUCCACCAUCUCUAUCAAACUUGAGCAAUCUCCAAUCAUUGGAUAUAUCUAAAAACAGAUUAUCAGGCAGUAUAUCACCAGAGCUCGGGAAACUUACAUUUCUAGAGUGGAUGAACUUCUCGCUAACCUCUAAGCUUUCUCCUUCACAUUACGAGCCAUUGACAGCAUCAGGAAGGUCCUUCAGAACUUAA
Messenger RNA from Arabidopsis lyrata subsp. lyrata, 1755 nucleotides. Its product is annotated as receptor-like protein 12. Bases 1 to 1755 code for a protein of 584 amino acids. Gene Ontology annotation, molecular function: protein binding. Lineage: Eukaryota; Viridiplantae; Streptophyta; Magnoliopsida; Brassicales; Brassicaceae. The transcript has 3 exons. The record is from RefSeq and is a predicted model, not a curated record.